CGCUUCUCACCUGGCUGUGACCUAUUUCCUUUUGGCCGUGCCGCUCGGCUCCAGUAGUUUUCGUUUCAAACUUUUAUUUAUUAUUUCAAUGGAAACAUUUAUGGCUGGCUCGAGCUCUACAACGUUCUCUACCUCACUGCACAAGGCUCAUCUCUCCCUGUCUUUCAUUCAACGCUAACUUUCAGCAGACCAUAGGUGUCUUGCUGCACAACUCUACGGGGAACAAAGGAUUCGUGACCACAGCUUUCAAAAACAAUAGUAACGCUGAAAAUCCGGACCCAACAGGAUCGGCAGCGUGUAUCUAUCCUCACUUUUACCUCUACCACCACUGGCUGGUUGGUGCUUUCAUCGUUUCUCAUGUUCGCCCGUAUCGCCAGGUUGCGAUUCCUAGCAUUCCUUACUCUCUCUUCAUUGACAGCUGCUAGAGAUGAUUCUCUGUUCACUUCUUCCGUGACUUAUUGCUCACCACCAGAGACACUUCUCAUUCAGCAGUUUGACAUCGCAUAUUUUGCAAAGAAUCAGUCCAUAUGGUUCAAUAUUUCCGCAGCAAGUGUCGAUCCCAACGUCAAUGUGACCGCCAAUGUAAUGCUGAAUGUUUAUGGGAUGCAUCCAGUGAACUUUACUGUCGAUUUGUGCUCGCUGUUCAGUGGUGCCCUCUGCCCAUUGCCGAUGUAUAACUUCACCGGUUCCGACUCUAUCCCUCUACCAUCUUCCCUUGGUGUUUCCGACAAGAUCCCUAGCAUCGCUUUCCAAAUUCCGGAUCUUGAGGCAUAUGCACAAUUGUCCCUCACGGAAGUGAACACUGGAGUCCUUAAGGCCUGUGUUCAAGCAACCCUUUCUAAUGGCUGGUCAGCACAUCAAGUAGCUGUGGAAUGGGCAACUGGUGCACUCGCCCUACUCGCUCUUCUUUCUGCGCUUUGCUACUCGUUUACGCCGGGCGCCCUGGCACCCUUCCGUCUUUUCGAUCUUCUCUACCUAUAUCAAUGGACUGCAUCAACGGCACUCCUGGAUCUUAAUUAUUCCUCAGUCUAUCGGGCAUUCACGACCAACUUUGCAUGGGCCAUGUGUUUGUUUUCCGCGUCCGCGACCUCUCCCAUUCAGAUUUCCAUCAACAACAUGCGUCACCUCACUGGAGGCAACAUGGCCGAUGCCACUGGAGAUUCUGCAGUCGCUCUCGUGAACCGUAAACUUAGCCCAUACAAUGCCAUGGCUUCGUCAGCUUUUAUUGCUUCGAAUCCAUUCACGGCCAUUGAUGUAGAGAACCUUUGGUCGUCUUCCAACAUGACUUCCGCCAACCAUGUCUCGGACGUUUUGGCCGCCUCUGUUCAAGAACUCUCCACUGCUGGCGAUGUGCAGCUUGUGACACCCUCAUCCGCCAAUGUUCUCCAGGCCGGUGUACCUAUCUAUGUCAACUCUGUUGGCAUCGCCACGGCUAACUCAUUCAUGACCGUCUUCCUGGUCGUCUUGAUGAUUGCCGCAAUAUUGCUUGUAGUCCUCUUCAUCGGUUACUGCGUCCUUGCCGUUACAUUCCGGUAUGGACAACAGACAGAAGGUUACGUUGCUGAUUGGUAUCAUCGAUAUCCUUUAUAUGCCCACGCCUGGCUGUUGCGCAUCUGCCUGAUGGUAUUCACUCCAGUGACAAUAUUCGCGCUUUAUCAGUGGACGCUCAAGGACUCAUGGUUGUCCAUAUUCUUUUCAGUCAUUUUAUUCCUUGCGGUGGCUGGCUACAUCCUAUAUUCUAUCAUCCUCAUACAUCGUCUAGCCUUUCGUUCAACGCCGUCCGAACUGUGUACGCAACCUGAUCUCCUAGCUUCUCAUGGUCCUCUGUACGCCAUAUACCGCUCGGAGCGAUUUUACGCGACUACUCCCUUGAUAUUGGCUAUUUUCGUGAAGGCUCUCUUUAUCGCCUUUUCUCAAGCCAAUGGUGUCGUGCAACUCGUCGCAAUUCUCAUUGUUGAAUGCAUGGUCUUUGCCUCUCUAUUAGCGCUUCGGCCACACAAAUCAAGAGGUGCUGAUGUCCUCGCAAUUUACCUGGCGAUCACCAGAGUGCUCUGCACUGGCCUCAUGAUAGCUUUUUUGGAGAACCUAAACCUAGGGGCAAUACCUCGCGUUGUGGUUGGCAUUGUGAUAGCUGUUAUCAUUUCGAUUGCAAUCGUUGUCAUGUUUAUCAACACGCUCGUGAACACGGGUGUCAUGAGACUUGUCCGGGCAUACUAUAGACGGCGCCCGGGUGCCACACCUUGUGUUUUGGAUGCGGAGAAGGGCGUUGAAAUUGAGAAAGACUGGCGGCCACGGAAUCCCACGCCAGAGCGGAACAUCCCCCUGGAUCCUGAUGUCAAUCAACCAUAUCCCGACAGUCCUUCCCAGACUCUGACGGACCAUCACAGUCUCUAUUCAGAAGAGUCAGGGUCAACAACUCUAGGUUCACUGCUCCCACGGCGGUGGUCAAUCCAACAAUCCCACCCCUCAAAUCCUUCGCGUUCCAACUCUCAAUCUCAGUACUCAACGAGUCAAUCAAAUUAUUCACCCUCCCGUUCCAAUUACAUGUCAAAUGCAUCAUCACCUCGGCAGUCCGUGCCGCCUUCCCCGCUGCACACACAAUCACCAUCACAUAGCAGACAGCCCACUAUAGACGAAGACCCUCCAUUUCCGUAGACGUUAUUUUUUUCCUUUAAACCAUAUUCUAUAGAGUUAAAGCACUUUCGCCUUCUCGCAUUGCCUAUGAUGACCAUUCUUCAUCUGGUAUCAAUCACAUUCACGCACUCAUUUGGACAAAUCAUGUCGAUAGUUCAUUGAUUCCUUGUCAUCUUAUCCUUAUUUGCUUAAUGAUUAGUGUCAAUACAAGUAACAUAUUUUCGUGUAAUUUGGUCUUAGACAAAGCAGAUUGUUCGUAAAGUCGGUCCAACAAAUUUGAUCAAGGAUGACCGGUGACCAAUCAGCGCUGAAGUCGUUCAUGGACAAUUUCGUCAUAGGACAGCGCGUGUGUAGGCACAUGUAUGGUGGUUUUACCCCGCCAGAGUAGUGGUUGCCCUAUGAUAG
Suillus bovinus is the source of this 3039-nucleotide messenger RNA. RefSeq lists its product as uncharacterized. The record is from RefSeq and is a predicted model, not a curated record. Gene Ontology annotation, biological process: transmembrane transport; fungal-type cell wall biogenesis. The transcript is spliced from 6 exons. Lineage: Eukaryota; Fungi; Basidiomycota; Agaricomycetes; Boletales; Suillaceae. Bases 358 to 2655 code for a protein of 765 amino acids.